AUGGUGUCUAGACAAAUACUGGCUAUAGGCAUAUUCCUUGUUUAUGUUAACGGACACCCAUUCAAGAAGCACUACGAUUCCGAUCCAGAAUCACGUAUCAUAGGAGGCGUGGACGCACCUGAAGCUUACGCCCCGCACAUGGCCGCUCUUGUCUGGGGACAAUCAAUCAAGAGUCUAUUAUGCGGGGGCUCCAUUGUCACCAGCAUGCAUAUACUGACGGCUGCGCAUUGUAUCGAUCCGAUGAUUGUGGAAGGAGUGCUGAUACCUUCAUUCUAUGCUGUCGUCGGAUCGAACCAGUGGGCCUCUGAUAAAACUAUAACUAGGUUCAAGCACUACAUCAAUCAUCCUAAUUGGGAUUGGGUCACAAUUAAAAACGACAUCGGGGUGCUGUGCUUAACUGAAGAGUUGGAGCUGAAUGAUAGAAUGUCGACUAUACCACUGAGCUUCGACUAUGUGGAUGGAGGUCUUAACAGUUUCGUCACUGGUUGGGGAAGGGUAGGAAUCCGAAUUGAAGAUAACGUUGUGAAUUUGUUUCCAAUACCUGACGACUUGCAACUGUUGUACGUGGAAACUAUAUCUUCUGAAGCUUGCGCUGACGGCUUACGGGAGGCGUUCGAAAAAUAUGGUUACAAAGCGAUACCGCCGCUGGUGUCGGAAAUAGAGUUGUGCACUUUCCACUCUAUUGGACAUGGCAUGUGUAAUGGUGAUUCUGGAAAUGCUUUGGUUUCAAAGGAAUCGGGUUAUCAAAUCGGUGUAGUGUCGUGGGGCCUGGCGUGCGCUGUUGGAGCUCCGGAUGUUUUCGCCAGAGUCAGUGCUUAUAAGGACUUCUUGCUGUCUAUUCUAAAGAAUUAUUUAUAA
Molecule: messenger RNA, 858 nt
Organism: Parnassius apollo (apollo)
Lineage: Eukaryota; Metazoa; Arthropoda; Insecta; Lepidoptera; Papilionidae
Source: the annotation of a GenBank genome assembly